Messenger RNA from Closterium sp. Yama58-4, 3478 nucleotides. The record is from the annotation of a GenBank genome assembly. Lineage: Eukaryota; Viridiplantae; Streptophyta; Zygnematophyceae; Desmidiales; Closteriaceae.
AUGCUCAAACCGGAGGAGCUAAAAGCCAAUUUCGAGGAGGAGGCGCCCGCGAGCGCGCGAGAGCCCGCGCGGUACGCGCGAAACUUCCUCGAGUACUGCUGCUUCCGCGCGCUGGCCGUGGCGACGCAGGUGACGGAGCAUCUCAAGGACAAAGACUUCCGGCGGUGGACGUUCGACAUGAUGCUCGCGUGGGAGGCGCCGGGAGCGUCGAAUCAGCCCACGGGACAGAUGGACGUGGAGAGCAGUGUGUGCAUGGACGCGUUCGCCCGGCUAGCCCCAGCCAUCCCGCUGGAGGCGGACAGUGUGACUGUGCACGCGCUCUUUGAGCUGCUCACCGACGAGUGCCAGGGCGGCCGCCUUCCCUUCGCCAUCUACAACAACUACCUCAGCGAGCUCGAAAAAACGGUGAAGACAAUAAAGAACUCCACCACAGGGGCGUUGGCCUCAGCUCUAGGAAUAGUGAGGGGCGAGGAGGCAGUGAUUGAGACGGACGGGCAGGCAACGCAGCCGGUGCUGCAGCACAUAGGCGUCAGUGCCUGGCCAGGUCGCCUGACCCUUACAGAUUGCGCCCUAUAUUUUGAGCCCAGCGGUGUCGUCUCAUACGACGCAGCAAAGAAGUUUGAUCUGGCAGCGGACCUCCACCAGACGGUCAAGCCGGACCUCACAGGCCCAUGGGGAGCGAAGCUCUUUGACAAAGCCAUCAUGUACAAAUCCCACGCCAUAUCGGAGCCUGUGGUCCUAGAGUUUCCAGAGUUGACUGCACACAUGCGAAGAGACUACUGGCUGUCCAUCAUCCGUGAGAUCAUAGCCGUCCAUUCCUUUGUCCGGACCUACAAGCUAGAAGGUCCGGCUCGCAGGCAGGCUAUAGCGAAAGCCGUGAGGGGUAUAGCGCGACUUAAAGCCGUGUGGAGCUUACAAAAAGCCCUCCCUACCGCCCCUGAGAGCCUCCUAACUUUCAUUGCAGCAGACGAGCUCCCAGGCGGGGAUAAAAUCUUGCGGGCUAUGGCGGGCGUGCUGAAGGCGGAUUCGGGCAGCCCGAAAAAAGAACGGGAGCAGCUGGAAAAACUUGGGGAGUUUGCUGCUGCAGCUGUGAGAAAUGCAGGUGCAGCAGCAGCAGCAGUUGCCGCAUUUCUCCCCGGCACAGCAGGACUAAUGGGCGGAGGAGGGGCAGGAGCAUUGGGAGUGGGUGCAGGCCCGUCUAUGCCUGUAGGGGAUGUGCUUGUAGGGGAGAUGACGGCUCUUGAACGGGCGGUUAAGAACUCGAGAGACAAGUCGAGUAAAGUGGCCAAGGCGAAGCGAUCGGUGGAGGAAGUGAAGGUGGAAGGCAUCGGGACAAACGUGGCUCUCAUGAAGGAGCUGCUAGUGCCAGUGAUGCUGCUAGGCCAAUGGUUCCAGUCCUUAGCCUCGUGGGAGGAGCCUAUCAAGACCAUGGUCUUUCUAGCCUUCGCACUUUACAUCAUCUACAAGGACUGGCUCGGGUACGUCAUCCCGUUCCUCCUCCUGACGAACGCGGUCAUCAUGAUGUGGCUCCGCUUCGUGCAACAGUCCGACAGACGCCGCCCGCCGAACCGGAGAAACGAGGUAGUGGUGAUCACGCCGCCCAAUCAGAGCGCUGUGGAGCAGCUGGUUGUGCUGCAGGCUGCCCUGGCUCAGGUGGAAGCCGCCAUCCAAGCACUCAACAUAGCACUCCUCAAAGCACGAGCUCUAGCCCUCUCCGAGCUCCCAACAGCUACAGACGAGCUGAUCGCCGUCCACAUAGUCCUCGCCAUCCUGCUCGCCAUUCUGCCGGUGCGAGUCGUCGUGCUGCUGGUUUUAGGUGACGUGUUCACACGAGAAAUGGAGAUGGUUGAAAUUGAGGAGAUAGAGGAUACACGUGUCGAAAAUACGAAGCUUGAAAAUACAGCUGCUCAGAGUACCAGUUCCACAUCAACAGCCAGUGUCUCCCGUGGGGACGCAGGAGCCGUCGGAUCAAGAUCAGUAAGUGGGUCUGACGGAGCCAAGGUUGGCGGAGAACCGUCGGAUCUAGGGAGUGAUGGGCGACGAUCCUCGACUGCGGAUUUCGAGGCCAGUAAAAACGGCGCUGCGGGGAGUGAUUCGGGGCAGGAAGGCGGCAAAGCGGGAGAAGGGGCGAAGGAAGGGAGAGGGGAGUCGGAGGGGGAAGGGGAGACUGUGCGGGAAGGAGUGAAGGGUGGGGGGAAGGACUCCGUGGGGGAAGGGGAGGCGGAACGGGGAGGGGAGGACCAGCCUGGGGACCAGGGUGGAUUCAAAGACGCGCUCAGCGACUUGGCGACGGGGGCUGGCGGAGACGCGGUAGCGGGUGAUGAGGCGGAAGAGGUGUUUGAGGAUGCGCUGACAGAAGAGGAGCUGCGCAAGAAAGCCUUGGCGGAGGCGGAGGCGAUUAAAGCGAGGGGUAACGAGGAGUACAAGCGGGGUGACUAUAACGCAGCUCUGGAAAGUUACAGCAACGCUCUGGCAGCUGCGCCUGGGGCGGAGCAUGCAGAGGCGAAGGAGGCGCGAGCAAUUUACCACGCCAAUAGAGCCAUGUGCCACCUGCAGCUGAAAGAUUACGAUGCGUGUGUGACGGAGAGCACAGCAGCCAUUGAUCUGAAGCCGGACUAUGUGAAAGCAAUCAUGCGACGGGCGCAUGCUUGGGAGAAGCUGGACAAGCUUGAAGAGGCGCUGGGAGACUUGAAGAAAGUGCUGGAGCUGGACAGCGCCGAUGCUCAAGCUAGAUUAUCUGCCAGGAGGCUGGAGCCCAUUGUGGAAGAGAGGAGGGAACAGCUCAAAGAGGAAAUGCUGGCAAAAUUGAAGGAUCUUGGGAACUCCGUCUUGGGGCACUUUGGAAUGAAAGCCGCUCACGCGAAGCAGGACGCUCUCCUCAAACAAUUCACCGAGCUCGGUAUCACCUACCAACUCUAUUCGCAUCCGGCAGUGCUGACAGUAGAGGAGCAGGCUGCACAAGUGAAAGGAGCUACAGGGGAGUUCACCAAAAACCUUCUUCUUAAGGACAAGAAGGGUCGGCUGAUUCUCAUCUCUGCACUCACCAAGACCAAGAUUGAUCUCAAGUUGCUGUCGCAGAGGCUGGGACUGGGAAAGGGAGGAUUGCGCAUGGCACCGGACGAGAAUUUGGCUGCGGUGCUGCAGGUGCCUGCUGGCUGUGUCACCCCGCUGGCUCUGUUCAACGACUCUGCCAAAGACGUAGUGCUGUUGCUGGACCAAGGUUUCACCUCGCAACCACAUCUGCUCUUCCACCCACUUUCCAACGAUGCAACUGUUGCGUUGACCCGAGAGGCGUUUGACUCUUUUCUUGGCUCUGUUGGCCGCUCUGAGCCCGCUUACGUGGACCUUGAGGCCAAUGUGGUGGUGGGCAAGGAUCAACCGCCCGACCUUGCCGCUCAUCUCCCCGCCGCUUCCACUGCUGCCGCAGCAGCCGAUUCUGCCUCUGCACCUACGAAUGCUGCUCCCACCAUUACCAGAG